Molecule: messenger RNA, 764 nt
Organism: Triticum urartu
Lineage: Eukaryota; Viridiplantae; Streptophyta; Magnoliopsida; Poales; Poaceae
Source: RefSeq, a predicted model, not a curated record
ACGGGUGGUCAGGGUUUUAUCCUUUCUCGCCAAGGUCGACUGAGGUCUCCAACUUUCCAUUACAUACUUCCCCACCCAUCCACCAAGGCGCGGACAGGGAAGAAGAAGAAGAAGCGGAGGAGGAAGAUGCCUUGCCUGAACGUGUCGACGAACGUGAACCUGGAGGGGGUGGACACCUCCGCUGUCCUCGCCGACGCCUCCAGCACCGUCGCAACCAUCAUCGGCAAGCCGGAGAACUAUGUGAUGGUUGUUCUCAAGGGUUCAGUGCCCAUGGCGUUCGGAGGUACCCAGGAGCCUGCAGCCUACGGUGAGCUGGUUUCCAUCGGAGGGCUGAACCCUGAUGUGAACAAGAAGCUGAGUGCCGGCAUUGCUUCCAUCCUGGAGUCAAAGCUGUCCAUCCCCAAGUCCCGCUUCUACCUCAAGUUCCAUGAUUCAAAGGCCCAUCCUGCACAAGAACAUGCUCAAUGUUUGCAUGCUUUGCAUCAAGAGUAGAUCAUCGCUCGGACUUUGGGUGGAACGGAUCGACCUUUUAGACGCCUCAUAUGGCGUGGAGUCCUGUAUGAACUUCAGAGUUCCUAAUAUUCUGUCCAUUGCCUAUUUAAGGAGAAACCGCUGCAGUAAGACGUCGUGUCAGUUUAAUGGCCAGUGUUUAUGAGUGCUGGAGUACUUGUGUGAUCUAGUUGGUUUGGUUUCGGACUUGCCAUGGCAAGGAAAUAUUGCAACUGCUCGGUUCGAUUCGUAAUCAUGAAUCCUUUCUGGUGUCC